This is a messenger RNA of Cokeromyces recurvatus, 512 nucleotides long. RefSeq lists its product as uncharacterized. Bases 82 to 363 code for a protein of 93 amino acids. The record is from RefSeq and is a predicted model, not a curated record. The transcript has a single exon. Lineage: Eukaryota; Fungi; Mucoromycota; Mucoromycetes; Mucorales; Mucoraceae.
UUCAAAUGCACAAACAUCUCGACAUUAUUCAUGAUAUUUUAACAAAAGGUAGUUGUCAUCACAGCAUCUGCUUUGCUUCAUAUGGAAACAUCGAUCCAUGAAGCACUCGCUUUAUCUCAUGUAUUGCUCCUAGCACCUCAACAACAUAGUCAACUCAUGAUUGAUGUUUUCACUGAAGAAAUCUUGGAUACUUUGACCGAAAAUCUUGUACAUGAAUCAUUGAAACUGAAACUCGAUACUGGAGACGUUAUCUGCAAAAAAGUAUUUCGGAUUAUUGAUUUGUUACAAAUGCAUCAACUAGAUAAUGAUGAAGCCAAUGUACAAUUAUUACAGCUUUGUGGACAUGUAGUUAUCCAGUCCUAAAAAAACGUGUUUUAUUACAAUCGACUAAUAUCGAAUCGAACGCCAGUGGUGAUAAAAGACCAGAUGCAACCCUGACAAAGCUCACCUAACUCUCAUAUGGGCCAAGCCUGGGCUUUAGUGAAGCAAAAGUAACACAGCCCACUACAAAC